Molecule: messenger RNA, 3494 nt
Organism: Uranotaenia lowii
Lineage: Eukaryota; Metazoa; Arthropoda; Insecta; Diptera; Culicidae
Product: protein lin-54 homolog
Exons: 6
Coding region: 443-2740 (765 amino acids)
Biological process (GO): regulation of DNA-templated transcription
Cellular component (GO): nucleus
Source: RefSeq, a predicted model, not a curated record
UAAGAAAAACGGAGCCAAAAGCGCAGAGUGAUAAAACGAAGAAAAUAUAAAUUUGAGUUUAAAUUUCGAGAAUUCAAAAAUUAUUUGAAUUUUUCGGCCCACGAAAGGCCUCGCACGGUCCCGAUUGUGGUUCGGUUGUACAGUAGAGGUGGUACCAGGUCCGGUUCGAGUGGGUGAGCCCAGUUCUGGCUUCCGGUUUUGCGGGAAAAUCGACAAACGACUUCGGCUGUCCGACGGGUUGGAGUUUCAAUUUCCAGUUGCACUUCGGGCGGUGUAUGCUUUGAAAAAUCGAAAAAUCAGUGCACCACCUUUUUGAUACUGUUGAGAAGUAGAUUUUUUUCGCGCAUUAGUUUUGACUUAAGUGAACAGUUUUUUUUCUUUAACUUAAUAUUUUUACGUUUCGAGUUUUUGAAUCCAUAGAAGUAAGAGAUAAAAGUUUAAAAUGGAAGUUGAUGAAAGUUAUCAAUAUGAGGAUGCAGCUAGUAUCGAUGAUUUCGAUAUAGAUGCGCUAGAUGAAGGGAAUUUCGCUGCUGGUUCCGAUGAUUUGGUGGAUUAUUCCGACGGAGAGGAUGCAGAUUUAUUUAGCUACAUUAAAGCAGAGGACUCACAGAUCAGCGGGUUCCCGCAAGCUGUGGUGUCAAGUCCGAAUAUAACUGUUCGUCGAGUAGUUAGCGGUCAAUCGGUCAGUAGCACUCAGGCACACAGAGUCGUAUCUAAAGGUCCAAAUCUUAUACGCUCAACUAACGCGGCAGGAAAAGUAGUUCUCAUACAAAAAUCAUCGGCUGCGACGACUUCUGCCCCGGUAAAACUGUUAAAUAGUACGAAAACAAGUACCACUCCUGGAGCAACCACUUCGUAUCACUUGGUAAAAAGUGAGGAUGGCGCAGUAAUGAUGAGACCGAAAGUGACAGCAACUCAACCACAGAUGAUUCGUCGUAUCAUAUCGACAUCCGAAGGCCAACCAAAAUCGAAAAUAACCGCUCCGACCCACGUGGUCAUUCAAACUAAAUCGGCAAGCAGUGGUACCACAACCAAAACUGUAACCGUCGCAGAAGCUCAUCAGAUGGGCCUUCUAAAAAAUAAAGCCAAACCAGUUAUUGCUAGAACGAUACCGGCCAAUGCUGUUGUGCCCAAAUCUCCUAUCAAAAUAGUGAACCGCAAUAGUCCGACAACUGUUGUUCGGCUUAAACAAUCUCCGGUCGCCGAUGGUACGACGCAACAAGUACUCCUUAAAUCAACUGCCGCCAGCUCUACCAAACCUGGCAUUUCGUCCCACAAAAUGCUCAUUUCCUCGGGAUCACUCCAGACUAGCCAACAAUCGGGACAAAUCCAAGCGAUCAACAUACCCGGAAAGGGUAUUCAGUACGUACGAUUUCUGAAUAAAGCUCCAACCGUUACCAAAACAGUUAGUGGUGGCCCAAGUGGAAAAGUUAUGCCGGUUAAUGCGGCUGCCCCAUCGGGAUCGAAAAUCAUCGUUCAAAACAACAAAACAUACGUUGUUAGCAAUGGAUCUGUCACGGCAGUUCGGGCGGCCCCUUCUCAGCGCUUGGUUGGCCAACCUGUUGGCCAAACCGUGGUUCGAAAAACCGUAGCAGCAACUAGUGUUACCGGUGCAAUACGUAAGAACCCGGAAACCACCCGUUACAUAGCGGUGGUCAAAAAGGAAGAUGGAACAUCACCGGAAACGGUUACCACUCUAACGGCUUCCCAACUAAGUCAACUGAAGGGCACAACCGUUACAACUGGUAAUACCAAAACAAAAAUUCUCAUGAUCCCACCGGAUCAAAGCCGUAACAAACCCGCCGUGGAAGGAACAAGCUCGAACACUUCGUUACCCUCGAUCGCAUCCACGACGCGAGACUCUCUGAGCGGUAGCUCGGAGGAUGAGCUACGUCGAGGACCGGCCGUGGGGACCAUUUUCCCAGACGAGGCUUACAAGAAGCGACCCUGCAACUGUACCAAAUCGCAAUGUCUGAAGCUGUACUGUGAUUGCUUUGCCAAUGGGGAAUUCUGCUACAACUGUAACUGCCGGGACUGUUACAACAAUCUGGAAAACGAAGAAGAGCGGCAGAAAUCGAUUCGGCUUACCCUGGAACGGAAUCCUAGCGCGUUCAAGCCAAAGAUCGGUGCAAUAAGUGCCACGGACGAGAACCAACGGCAGCACACCAAAGGUUGCAACUGUAAACGGUCCGGUUGCCUAAAGAACUACUGCGAGUGUUACGAGGCCAAAAUUCCCUGCUCCGCCAACUGCAAGUGCAUCGGUUGUCGCAACACGGAACAGUACGCGAAAGAGUACAACGAUUACACCAGCUUGAACAGUAGCAUCGGUGGAAAUUUGUCGGGCGGUGCCAACAGUGGACUCGGGCUGACCGUCGAUUACGAUCCGGAAUCGGCCGACGAAAGCAUGGCCGAACUAUCAGCAGCUGGUGCGGUGGCUGGACCCAGUUCUGCGACAGCAACGAGCAUACAAGGCGGAACGGGCUUCAAAGUUGAACAGUUGGGUGCCACUAAGCGAUCGGCGCAAGAAUCCCCGGACCUAACGCAACUGCCACCCUCCAAACAACCGUACAACUUCAUGACCCCGGAUGUGAUCGAAGCGACGGUGCAGUGCAUGAUUGCGCAAGCCGACGAGUGCCAGAAGCGAGGUUGCAAUAUCCGAACGGCUGAAAGGAUGAUUCUCGAAGAGUUUGGACGCUGUCUAGUGGAAAUUAUCGAGUUUUCCACAAAAUCGGACAGCUAAAUUUAAUAUUCGGUUACAGAUCAGCUAUAAAAAUCGAUAACAAAAAUCGUGUGAAGACAUAUGGAAAAAAUAGCACAUUUUGUUUAGCUCCUAAUUGAUUGUAAAUUACAAUACGUACCAUAACAAAAUCGUAGUUUAGCCCAAAGGUAAGGUGCCACGAAAUCACUGUGGCACGAAAAUCUCACAAUCAAUCGUUAUUUAGCGAAAUUUGGUUUUAAGGCAACGACAACGUGCAUUAUCGGUAGCCACCCAAAUGAAGAAAUUUAUAUAUCAUAUUGAACAACUAUUGACUAUUUAUUGCGAGAAGCCAUUAUGGACCAUUUAACGCUUUUGUUUGUUUUAUUAUUAUUAUUAUUUUUAGAUAUAUUAGUUUAACACGAUGCUUAAGAAUGCUAGUCUAAAAAUAAACUUUAGUUGUCCCAUAAUGAGUAAUUGAUUCACAAUACCACCAAGCGUUGAUACGUCGAAUCAAUAAUGUGCUGAACUGGAAGACGCCGAACAAGUGUCGAGUUGUCAAUAAUUAUUUAACGAAUAAAUUAUGGAACCAAUAUAAUAUUAUUUUUUCUUCUCAGCUGCUUACUGUUAAAAGUCAGUAUAGAUCUUUAAACAAAUAAUGUACAAACAUUGAUAGCAAUAAGCUUACUGUACUUGCAAGGUUUACAAGUGAUUAUUAAUAUUUCCUAAACUAGAGAGAGAUGUGAACUAAACAAAUAUAUUGAAUUAAGAAGCGAAAUUUACUGUAAUAAAAUAAAAA